GGGAGCGGGAACCGGGCGGCCAUGGCGGGCGCGGGGCGGCGCGGGGAGCGGGGCUCGGCCGUGCUGGAGCUGCCCCGCAGCCCGCGGAUGGUCUGCGUGGAGUACCCGGGGCUGGUGCGGGACGUGGGGGCCAUGCUGCGGACGCUGGGAGGAGAGCAAGGGGUGUCGCGGAUCUAUGCGGACCCUGCCAAAAGGCUGGAGCUGUAUUUUCGCCCCAAGGACCCUUAUUGCCAUCCCGUGUGCGCCAACCGCUUCCCCACCUCCACCGUGCUGCUCAAGGUGAAGAGGAGGACCAAGAAGAAGCAGCAGCAGCAGCACAGGUCGGACACCGAAGGACAAAUCCAGCCAGAAGUCCAGUUUGAAAUGGAAAUUCUUGGGACUGUCACCACUGUUUACAAAUUUCAAGGAAUGUCUGAUUUCCAGUACCUGGCAAUGCACUCUGGUCCUGAUGGCAAACAAACCUCCAUGUAUGACAAAGUCCUAAUGCUCAAGCCAGAGAAGGAAGAAUUCUUCAAUAGAGAAUUACCUCUCUACAUCCCACCACCAAUUUUCUCACGUCUGGACACUCCUGUUGACUAUUUUUAUCGGCCAGAUAUACAGCACAGGGAGGGAUACAACAACCCCCAGGUGUCUGGUGAGAACCUGAUAGGCCUCAGCAGGGCCCGGCGCCCACACAACGCCAUUUUUGUCAACUUUGAUGAUGAAGAAAUCCCCACUAAACCCUUGGAUGCUGCUGUACAGACCUGGAAGAAAGUGUGCAGCAAUCCUGUAGAUAAAAAGGUGGAGGAAGAGCUGAGAAAGCUCUUUGAAGUCCGUCCCAUCUGGUCUCGGAACGCAGUAAAAGCCAGUAUCAGUGUCCACCCAGACAAGCUGAAGCUCCUGUUGCCGUAUCUAGCCUAUUACAUGUUAACAGGUCCUUGGAGAAGCUUGUGGGUUAGAUUUGGGUAUGAUCCCAGAAAACACCCUGAAGCAAAGAUUUACCAAGUACUGGACUUCCGAAUCCGCUGUGGAAUGAAAUAUGGUUAUGCCCCUAACGAUAUGCCUGUGAAAGCCAAACGAAGCACGUACAACUACAGCCUGCCCAUCACUGUCAAGAAGCCAGUAAGUCAUACAGUCAGUGUACAUGAUCUGAAACAGGGGCUUGGUACAUCCAGUGCAUCUGGUGGGAAGAAGCCUGCCUGCAGCAGGUAUAAGCUGAAGGAAUCCGUCUACGUUUUCCGAGAAGGAGCCCUACCCCCUUAUCGGCAGAUGUUCUACCAGCUCUGUGACCUGAAUGUGGAAAGCCUACAGAAGAUCAUCCAUCGGAACGACGGCGCAGAGUCGGAGUGCACGGAGCGGGACGGGUGGUGCCUUCCAAAGACCAGCGAUGAUCUGCGAGACUCCAUGUCUCUGAUGAUAAAGCAGAUAAUCAGAUCCACGAGACCUGCUCUUUUCUCAAGUACAACAAGCAGUCAGGAUGGAAAAGAGCAGCUGGCUUAUGAGUCUGGAGAGGAUGAAGAUGAUGAAGAGGAGGAGGAAGAGGACUUCAAGCCUUCUGAUGGGAGUGAAAAUGAAAUGGAGACAGAAAUUCUGGACUAUGUGUGAACUCAGCGAGCAGUCUGGCUGCUGUUGGAUGGAAUCAUCUCUGCUCUUGUUCCGUGAGAACUGAGGGGUCAGCAACCAUGCCUAGGGUGUAGGAAACCAGAACUUAAGUACUAAGAUGAUGACAACCUGUCUGCACUGACUGCUGUACCUGCUGAUGGGCAUUGGUCUGGAUGUUUGAGAGCCACUGCCUACGUUUUCAUAACUGAUGGCUAAUAAGCCCUCAAACAACCUCAACGAACUUCCAAGAGCAAGCCCAGAAUCCAAACCAGCUGGCAAUAUGCCAGAAAAGAGGAGAAGCUACAUUCCCAGAUCUCUCCGUGCGUGGGAGGUGCACCUUGGCCAGGUUGGUGGCCAUGUGGAAAACAGAAAAGGUGGCUGGGGAAAGCAGUCCAGGGCUGCUGUAGAACCUCAGGCAGGUGCUGCCCUUUUCUUUCGCUGAGAAGCAUGAAAAUAGUGUGUCAUGACUUCAGCUUCAAGCCUUGCUGGGUGGAAAUAAAGCUAGCAGGAAAACACA
Apus apus (common swift) is the source of this 2098-nucleotide messenger RNA. RefSeq names its product general transcription factor IIIC subunit 5 (gene GTF3C5). Bases 22 to 1584 code for a protein of 520 amino acids. Lineage: Eukaryota; Metazoa; Chordata; Aves; Apodiformes; Apodidae. Gene Ontology annotation, cellular component: transcription factor TFIIIC complex. The transcript is spliced from 11 exons. Gene Ontology annotation, biological process: transcription initiation at RNA polymerase III promoter. The record is from RefSeq and is a predicted model, not a curated record.